Messenger RNA from Pseudogymnoascus destructans, 312 nucleotides. RefSeq lists its product as uncharacterized. The coding region runs from base 1 to 312 and encodes 103 amino acids. The record is from RefSeq and is a predicted model, not a curated record. The transcript has a single exon. NCBI's taxonomy places the organism in Eukaryota, Fungi, Ascomycota, Leotiomycetes, Thelebolales, Thelebolaceae.
AUGCCCAGGAGUUUGGAUUUCAUAACAGGAGUGUAUACUGUCGAGGUAACUCUUACCUUGAAGUGCGGGCUAGCGCUGCAGAUCAAUAUUCCCCAUUCACUGGCGGAGAAGGGAGCCGAGGAGCGAAUACAAGGCACAGUAAGAUGGUGCUCGGCUGCCGAGAACCGCAAGCGAAAAGACUCCUGUCAAAGGAUCACAUCAUAUCCACUCAUUAGAUCCGCGCUCCAGCCUAACAAAGCUUCGGAGGAGUUUAUUAGCGUUCAAUCUUCAUUAUGCGAGCCGGCAACAGCGCUGAUUAGCUCAUUCAACUAG